AUGAAAAUGUAAUUUUAUAAUAUGAUGAUUGAAGUUUACUUGAUUAAUAGGAAAAACAUGAAGAAUAAGUAGAUAGUAAUGAUGAGAGCUUAAACUUAUUAACUAGAUAAGACAAAGUUGAUCACCUACAGAGAAUUUAUGGAUGCUAUCAAGGGGUUGAAGGAUUCAUUGUAUCAAUCAAACGAGGUCGCCCUCCCCUUCAAAAUUAGAGGAUAUAAGUAUUCAAGAUAUUAAACAGAACCAUUUUACCAAAAAAUUGAUGGAGUUCAGAGCCAUUCCUAGAAUCAUGUAAACCAUCAUCGAACAGCAGAUUAAAGAUAGAUUAAAAAUUAGCUCGGUAAUCAUUUCAAUUUCAACAUUGAAGAUCUCGAAAAGAUCGACAUAAGUGGUAUAGAUAAGUAUUUUAAGGAUUAAGAAAACAUGAAAAAUGAUCAGCUGAUCAGAAAGUUCCAAAGUAAUGCUAGUUAUAAACUAAAAAAAGUAAAGGAGUCGAUCUAAAGUGAUAGAGAACAAAUAUCAUAAAUGAGGUAUGAGGAGUUAACUUUGUUCUAGACAAGAAAGAGGAAUAAUAAUGGCAUCAAACUUCCUGAGAUUAAUAAUUAGGCCAUAAAAUAAGAAAUGCUUUUGGAAAAAAUAAAGUAGGAAUUUAGUUGA
Stylonychia lemnae is the source of this 654-nucleotide messenger RNA. NCBI's taxonomy places the organism in Eukaryota, Ciliophora, Spirotrichea, Sporadotrichida, Oxytrichidae. The record is from the annotation of a GenBank genome assembly.